CACGUGAUGUGAGAUGUCUCAUGCUAGCCACCUUGAUCCCGGACCUCCAAAGGCUCCACAAGGACAUGGAAGCUCAUCCUAUGAUGACUCGCUUGAAAGCUUUAUACCAAGGGCAGGCUAAACAUGAGCAUUUCAAAAUCUCUAAGACUCUGUUUUCUAGUAAGCUGGCAACGGAUAACCCAGUUGGUAUCCACAUUUUCAAGAUGAUCGAUGAGAUCAAAACUCUUGAAAAACUGGACGCCCUGUUGCAUCCUAUGCUGGCAACCGAUCUCAUCUUUGGAUCAUUACCUAUUGAGUAUAGUAAAACUGUAGUGAACUUCUACAUGAACAAACUAGAGAUGACUAUGCACGAGCUGCUGAAAUUCCUCAAAACUGCUGAGGAGAGUUUAGGAAAGGGCAAGGGUAAGUGUGUCCUGAUGAUAGAUGACAUUACUGUUGCGAAGAAUAAUGGGCCACGUUCGCCGACCGGGACCAAGCGCAAGGGUUCUAAGAAACCCAAGCCAGCGUCAAACUCCUCUUCGUUGAAACCCAAAGAAGGAGCUAAGAAGAAGUCUGUUGCGGUCGAGCUUACAGGCUACCUCCGUUGGCUCGAAGAGAAAGGGGGUAGUAAUAAUGACAUCGAUCGCCUCGCUGAUAUGUUCAUUGCUGACUCGCAUGAGAGGUUCAGGUUGGAAAAGGUUGAGUCCUAUAGGAGAUUUCAAGAAAUGCUGGCUAGGAGUACUUGUGAGAUUCAAGUCUUGUUGGUUGUUCUUAAGACUUGUGUCACUCAAGUCUUGUUACAAGCAAAAAAUGUUCAUUUUAGAGAACAACUUUAUUCACUCCUCACUAGAGUUGCACUUUUGUCUAACGGGUUCUACCCAAGAAGAGCGAGGUCCACAGGAGGGGCAGACAAUCACUUCACAACUUGGGACCAGCUUCACGGAGAAUUUCUCAAAAGAUUCUUCCCGCCUUCCAAAACAGCAAAAAUCAGGCGGAUGAUACAAAAUUUCAAGCAAAAUCCAAACGAGCCCCUUUACGAGGAUUGGGAAAGAUUCAAAGAUCUUCAAAGGCAAUGCCUACAUCACAAUAUCCAGUCCUGGCACUUAAUGACGGAUUUCUAUAAAGGCCUAAAUGAGAACUCACAGAUAUUGUUGGAUGCCUCGGCGAGCGGAUCAUUCAUGAGCCUUGAACUUGACGAAGCUGAAGAACUUAUUGAGUGGAUCUCAACAAAUGGAUCUACAUGGUACUCUGAUCGUCCAUCCGCUCAACCAAAAAUUGGAGGCAUGUACGAAGUUGAUCAAAUGUCGGCCAUGGCUGCUAAGGUCAAUAGCAUUAUGAGCAUGAUCCAAAAGAUUUCUCAAGUCUCUGCUGUGCAAAACACUAAGCCAACACCGCCUCCUGUUCCUGUUCUCAUGUGUGUAUCCUGUGGUGGACAACAUGAUCAAUCUUCAUGUCCAUGGGAUUCAAUGCAGCAAGUUGAUAAUGUCAAUUACUACCGGCCGCAGCAACAACAAAACCCAUUUGGCGGAUUUAAUUCUCAAAAUAGAAAUCAUCUUGGUUUCUCUUGGAGCAAUCCCGGUGGAGCUGCAAUCCCGAUGGAGCUGCCAAUCCACAAGCUUAUCGGAGUUCACCACCCGGCUUUCAAAAUCAACAGCAACAACAAUUUAGAGGUGGACAAGGUUUUGCUAACAAUCAACAAUUUAAGCAAAACCAAAGCUUCCCCUAUGUUCCCAAUCAACAAAAGCCAAUCCUGCCAACUCCUGAAACAACAUCAGCUCCCGGUUUGGAUAACAUUGUUGAUCAGCUACUCAAAUCUCAACUAGCCCAAGCUGAAACCUUGAAGAAGAUUUCUGAAGAGCUUACUCAACUUCGAGCUCACAAUAGGAUGCUUGAAAAUCAAAUUUCUAAUCAAGCAUCAACAUCCUC
Cuscuta campestris is the source of this 1905-nucleotide messenger RNA. NCBI's taxonomy places the organism in Eukaryota, Viridiplantae, Streptophyta, Magnoliopsida, Solanales, Convolvulaceae. The record is from the annotation of a GenBank genome assembly.